AUGUCCGUCCCAAACAAGCCUCAAGAGGCAAUAAGCAUCCCUGUCACUGGCAAGCAUGCUGCUGGUGUCAAUCUUAGGAGCGGCCAAUGGGACGCUCGGUUCAUCGUAUCUGUUUUGGGUCCUGUGUAUAUCCUCGCCCAGUUCGGGUUAGGGCUUUGCAGUAGCGUGACCGUUCAAAACUACAUCGUCGAGAUUGCAGCCUUCGACACCACAGGCUUGAUCCGAUUGAAGGAUCAUCGUUUGGAUCGAACUGGUCAGAAACUCGCUAGAGGGAAACUGGCCGUAUUCCAAUCUCUAGACGGCCUAAACAUGGCUAUGGUCGGCCAAGUUACAGCAACACAGCUCAAUCAAUGA
This is a messenger RNA of Penicillium arizonense, 354 nucleotides long. RefSeq lists its product as uncharacterized. Bases 1 to 354 code for a protein of 117 amino acids. The transcript has 2 exons. The record is from RefSeq and is a predicted model, not a curated record. Lineage: Eukaryota; Fungi; Ascomycota; Eurotiomycetes; Eurotiales; Aspergillaceae.